AUGAAUUUUCAUUCUACAAAACCAUUAUCCUAUGAUUCUAGUGAUAAUGAGAUUUAUAAUCCCUUUUUAGUGAGUACAAAUGAGGAAGGAAGAGUAUCUCCAACCAUUGAUAAACAACAACAACCAGUUUUAAAACGAGCUAAAUCUAUUGUAUCAUCAAAUUCAUUAUCAGCAUUUUUCACUGAUCUGAAAAGUAAGCAACAACAACAGCAACAACAAAGAGAUAGAAAAAGAAAUAAAGAUAGAAGAAAUAGACCUGGUCGAUUAAGAAGAUCUCAUUCAACUAAUAGUAAUGAUCAAUUUAUUAUGAAUACUGGAAGUUUCAAAUUACCUGAUCAAGAUGAAUUUCAAUUCACUAUGAAUAAUAAUAGUGAUAAUGGUUUUUCUUCUUCUACCUCAUCUUCAGAUUUAGAAAGUGUACCUGAUUUAACUGAUGAUAAUAUUGAUGAAUUAACCCCGGAAACAACUCCUAUUAAACCAGUAGGUAAUUUUUAUUUCAAUACAUUAUUUGAUAAUGAAGAAAACACUGAUGGCUAUUAUUAUAAAUUGAAUUCUCAAAUCAAGAUAAGAAAUGAACUUCAACAACAACAGCAACAACAACAGCAACAAAGAUUAACAUCUUCUUCACCAUCGAUCUUUGAAAUUCCGGAAAUUGUUUAUAAAAUAAUCAGUUAUGUUGAUGAACAAAAUACAAUUUUGCCACAAGAAUCAACUCCAAUUAGAAGAAAUCCAUUAUCUUAUAAGCAUGCAUUAUUAAUCCAUGGUGAUAAAAAAUCCGCUCAAUCUGCCCUUCAAAAAACCACCAAUCAACAAAGUCAACAAAAUCAACAACCUUCAAGUGUCAUUUCAUCAUCACCAUUAUAUAAUUGUUUAUUGGUGAAUAAAUUAUUUUAUAAAAUCACUAGUGAAAUCAUAUCAACAAAAUUUUAUUCCCAUAAUGAACAACAAUUGAAAAAAUUCAUUGAAAAUAAAUCCCACCAACAACAAAAUUCAUCAUCUCCUAUUAUCAUUCAACCAAAAACAUUUAUAUUACAUAAAUUAUUUCAAACUAAACAAAUCAUUUUCGAUCAAUUAAUUGAAUUUAUAAAUUUUGAUCAAUUAUCAUGGUUUGAAUUAUAUAUGUGUCCGAAAAUUUCAUUAGAUAAACCUCAAUCUCAAACAUUUAUGAAAAUAUUCCAAUCAUGUUCAAAUAAUUUAACUAAAUUAAUUAUCACCGGUUCAAAAACUAUUGAUGAUGAAUUUUUAAUGAAAUUGGGACAAUUUAAAUGUGGUGAUAAUUUACAAAUUUUAGAUUUACGUGCUUGUGAAUUAAUUACUGAUUUUGGUAUUUAUCAAUUAAGUUUAUAUUGUCGAAAUUUAACUUUUAUAAAUUUUGGUCGUAAACCUAUUAGUAAUGGUAAUGGUAAUGGUGGUGGUAAUGGUGGUAGUGGACGAUAUAUUACUGAUAAUUCAAUGAUUAAAUUGAUUAAUAAUAAUCGAAAAUUACUGACUAUAGGAUUAGCAGGAUGUCAUAUAACUGAUAAAUGUGUUUGGGAAAUUGCCAAUAAAUUACCAAAUAUAUCUCGAUUAUCAUUAAAUAAUUGUCCUAAAUUGACUAAUUCUGGUAUAAAUCAAAUAUUCACCCUAACAAAUACUCCCAACUCCAAUUAUUUUAAAUGUCUUUCAGUUUUGGAAUUAAGAUUUAAUCAUCAAUUGACUGAUUUAACUUCAAUUAUAAAAUUUAAACGACGACAAAAAUUUCAAUUUAAUAUUAUAUUAUUAUUAGAAUUAUGUGAAUCAUUAAUGUUAAAAUAUCGUCAACAAGAAUUUGAAUUAGAUAAAUUGAUUUCUUUAAAGAUUUUCCAAGAUAUUUCUCAUUGGGUUAAUGAUUAUAAUGAUAAUGAUGGUGAUUUACUGUAUAAUGAAAUUAAACAUUUGAUAAAUAACAACAACAACAACAACAGCAGCAACAACAUUAGUACCAGAGGUUUUUAG
Molecule: messenger RNA, 1974 nt
Organism: Candida albicans SC5314
Lineage: Eukaryota; Fungi; Ascomycota; Pichiomycetes; Serinales; Debaryomycetaceae
Gene: AMN1
Product: Amn1p
Exons: 1
Coding region: 1-1974 (657 amino acids)
Biological process (GO): SCF-dependent proteasomal ubiquitin-dependent protein catabolic process
Cellular component (GO): SCF ubiquitin ligase complex
Source: RefSeq, a predicted model, not a curated record